Messenger RNA from Mytilus trossulus (common blue mussel), 1353 nucleotides. Its product is annotated as solute carrier family 25 member 16-like. The transcript is spliced from 9 exons. Bases 303 to 1292 code for a protein of 329 amino acids. Gene Ontology annotation, cellular component: mitochondrial inner membrane. The record is from RefSeq and is a predicted model, not a curated record. Gene Ontology annotation, molecular function: coenzyme A transmembrane transporter activity. Lineage: Eukaryota; Metazoa; Mollusca; Bivalvia; Mytilida; Mytilidae. Gene Ontology annotation, biological process: mitochondrial coenzyme A transmembrane transport.
GUCGUUUGAAAUUUUAGCUUUUGCAUUAUAAAAUAAGAUGAAAUAAAGAUAACAUUAAAUUAUCUUAUUUUCUUCGAAACAAAACAUUGUCCUUCCAGAUGGUUACUUUCGAUUUCGAAUGACAAAAAUAUUAUUGAAUGGUAAAUUCAACACUCUUUUCUCACAAACGCCAAACCAAGUGUGUUGAUGAAUAUUUACAUGCCUGUAUACAUUUAGAUAUACACAAAAACUCGACAAGACCUAAUCAAUCUGUCAUUCACCCUAAGGCCUUGGAUCUGACAUGAUUUGGCAGACAUAUCCAGAUGACCAAAACAGCACAAGCAGCAUUACCCGAUCUACAAACAACAGCUAUGAAGACAGAUAGUAGGAGAGAAAUGAAGGAAAAGGGAAAGAAUUUCUUAGCUGGAGGUGUUGCAGGUUGCUGUGCCAAGUCUUUAGUUGCUCCUUUGGACAGAAUCAAAAUCUUGCUUCAAGCUCACAACCAUCACUAUAAAGAUUUAGGUGUUUGGUCAACAUUAGUGAAAGUGAAAUUAAAGGAAAAUAUUUCUGGUCUAUACAAAGGAAAUGGUAUCCAUAUGAUCAGAGUGUUUCCGUAUGCCGGUGUACAGUUCAUGGCAUAUGAGAAAUCUAAAGAGAUAGUCAAAACUUAUUUACAUAAUUAUCCACAAAUAGGGAAAUUCUUAGCAGGAUCUAUGGCAGGAAUAUCAGCUGUGUCUAUCACUUACCCUCUAGAUAUAAUCAGGGCCAGAAUAGCUUUCCAAGUAACUGGUGAUCAUUUGUGUAUUGGACUGACUGAGACAGCUGGUUGUAUUAUAAAACAGGACGGUAUAAUGGGUCUCUAUAGAGGCAUGACACCUACUCUAUUGGGAAUGAUACCUUAUGCAGGUACAACAUUCUUCAGUUUUGAGACAUUAAAGGGAAUGUGUGUUGACUAUUUCCCCGACUUAUUUGGUAAACCUUGUCCUCAGGAUACUGGUGGGAUAGUACUUACUAUUCCUGGGAAAAGUCUUUGUGGAGGAUUAGCUGGUCUGAUUGGUCAGACUGUAUCUUAUCCAUUUGAUGUUGUGAAGAGGAAAAUACAGCUGUCAGAAAUGUUACCAGAAUCUCAUAAAUAUAAGGUUCGUUGGUACAGAAUCUUUUUCAUUGUGUACAAAGAGCAUGGUAUCAGUAAAGGACUAUAUAGAGGAAUGUCUAUAAACUAUAUCAGGAUUAUACCUAUGCAAGCCACUGUUUUCACAGUAUAUGAACAGUUAAAACAAUGGAUGGGAAUGGAUACAUGUAUCACCAGAUAAUGAUGGCUUAGCUUUAGCUUUUUAGAUUAGAGUUUUGCAUAAAUUUUGAUCAGGGAUCUGC